Molecule: messenger RNA, 6533 nt
Organism: Melanotaenia boesemani (Boeseman's rainbowfish)
Lineage: Eukaryota; Metazoa; Chordata; Actinopteri; Atheriniformes; Melanotaeniidae
Product: latent-transforming growth factor beta-binding protein 1
Exons: 34
Coding region: 226-5244 (1672 amino acids)
Molecular function (GO): calcium ion binding
Source: RefSeq, a predicted model, not a curated record
UGACCUCCAGUUCUGUUUAAGCGUUCAGACAGAUGACCUCGUACAAGAUCUCUUUGGCCUCAUGUUUGUGGAGAUCAGUGUUGUCUUGGAUGGACUCUGUCACCUAAAACCAGGAGAUGCACCAAACCCAGAUGUUCCACUCCCUGUCGUAAAGGAGCUGUGUGUCGGUAUGCCAACACCUGUGUGUGCAGACGAGGUUACCGUGGUAACAGAUGCCAGUUCUCCAUGGCUACCCCCUCACCCCCACCUGGCACCAACACCUCCACCAGAAGCAGCAGCUUGCCUGUCCCGUCUGGAGCUGGACCAGAAGCUUCAGAUCUGGAUCUGUCUCCUGCUCAUGAGGACAGUUUGGGAGUUCAACUUUUACACAUAAAGCAGGAGAACCGAGUCUCCUCGGGAAGUCUGAGCUUGAUCCGGGCAGAUCCAGAGCCAGUUCUUCUGGAGUCUAGUCCAGGAACUCAAGCAGAGGAAACCCUGGAGCUGAAGUCUAGUCCAGGGCUGAAGGAGGAUGGAGGUCUGACAGGAGGGAAGAGGAGGCUGCUGAAGCAGAUGCCAAGUCUGAGGGAGGCUCAGUCGAUGCUUCUGAGGAAGAUUUUAUCACCUGGAGGAAGAGGAGGCAACAUGACCACCCUGCUGAUGAAACACAUUACAAAGGAGAAGAGGAAGCUUCACACCCCAACCUCUUCCUCUAACUCUUCAUCCUCCUCCUCCUCAUCAAUUAAAACCAGCCUGAAGACUACCCACACUCGGAGGGUCCUCUGUCCUCUGCUCUGCAAGAACGGCGGCGUCUGUCUCCAGAGGGACCAUUGUCUCUGUCCCUCAAACUUCACUGGAAAGUUCUGCCACAUCCCAGUCGCUCCUGCGGCCGCCACAUCUGGCCCCGCCUCCCAGUCCUCCACCAAUGAGAUCGUCAAACCAGUGCUCCUCUCUGCCCAGGCAGCCAAUCAGGGGCUGACCCAGUCUGAGUUCCUGCUGCCGCUGGGACAGAACCAGGAAGAGCCGCGACCCGGAGCUCCUGGCUCCCCCAUGGUGAAGGUCAGAGUGCAGCACCCCCUGGAGGCCAGUGUGAAGAUCCACCAGGUGAUGAAGGUGUCCGGAUCCAGUCCCGCUCUGCGGACCCUUCCCUCCUCCACAGGAUCAGCGGGGGCUCCGGCUCCGGCUCCGGUUCUGGUUCCAGCACCUGGCAGCGGGGUCCAGGCCCAGACGGUGAGGGGGGUCGGGACCUACACCCAGUAUUCUGGAUUCAAGUACUGCUUCAGAGAGGUGAAGGAUGGACAGUGCAGCUCUCCGCUUCCUGGACUGAGGAGCCGGGAAAUGUGCUGCAGAGGGAUCGGGAAGGCGUGGGGCCUGACCGACUGCGUCCUCUGUCCUGAAAACACAGGUCAGAGCAACAGCAGCUGUCCCGUUGGGUUUGAUCGAGCCAAUGGAACGCAGUGUGUUGAUGUGAAUGAGUGCCUCCAGCCGGGGCUGUGUGAGAACGGGAUCUGUGUGAACACCAGGGGCAGCUUUAGCUGUGUGUGUCAGGUGGGGUACAUCCUUGACGCCACACAUGGGAUCUGCAUCUCCCACAAUGUGAUAUCAGAGGACAAGGGUCAGUGUUACCGGGUCCUGGAGUCGGGUCUGGGUCCGUCCUCCUGCUCUAUGCCCAUCGUGCGGAACAUCACCAAGCAGAUCUGUUGCUGUAGUCGAGUCGGCAAAGCCUGGGGACCUGACUGCCAGAGGUGUCCUUACUUUGGUUCAGUUGCCUUUAAGGAGAUCUGUCCAGCUGGUCCAGGUUAUUAUUACUCAGCUUCAACUCUGCAGUUCAGUCAGAGAGUUCCUGAUCAGGUGGGGGGCCAAGGACUCCUGCCCACAGCCCAGGACAACACAGGUCCUGAAUCUGGGUCCAGAAACAGAGGAGCUUCCACGUCCCAGAAAAAACCCUCCUCUGGAUCAGGGAUCCCCAGUGCUACAUCAACUAGUACCAGAACUAGUCCAUCUCAGGCCGAGGUCCGACCUCAGCCUCAGCCUCGUCCAGGUGUCAGCUCUGCCGCCUACAGGCCUGUUCAUCCUGCUGCAUCUGCCACCACAACCAUCCAAGGCAGACCGGCAACCCAGCAAAACCGUCCAGGUUCUGGCCUGUCUCUCCCAAUACAACCGAGACCUCAGCCUCCGUCCACUGAUGGUAACACGGGUGGUCGGCCCUCCACAGGGUCUAGACCUGAUCAGCCAGCAACUCGAGGAGAUUCCUUCUCAGCUCUGGUUCAGCCUCAGAACCCAGAGGGAGGGUCCAGAUCCAGAGGAGAGCUCACUCCCCUGCAGAACCGACCAACUGCGAGCCCAACCACCCGACCCAACAGAGUCCUGGCAGUACGGGGUGUGUGUGAGAGCCGACCAGGUGUGUGUGGGCGUGGCAGCUGUGUGGAUCAGCCAGGUGGUAAACACACCUGUGUGUGUGAUCUGGGAUACCAGCUAAACUCUCAGCGCACAUUCUGCAACGAUGUGAAUGAGUGUGUGCAGUCUCCAGGUGUGUGUUUGGUUGGAGAGUGUGUGAACACAGCUGGGAGCUACAGGUGUGUUUGUCCACCUGGAUACAGAAGCAACAACGAGCAGAGCAGCUGUGAAGAUGUGGACGAGUGUGUGGAUCCUCUGCAGUGUCCGGGUCAGGAGUGCAUCAACUCUCCGGGUUCGUACCGCUGUGUGUCCUGCCAGCCGGGAUAUGGGCUGCUCAACGGGGUCUGCACAGACAUCGAUGAGUGUCGUCAGGCUCCGUGCUCCAACGGUCGCUGUGAAAACACACCUGGAAGCUUCCGCUGUGUCUGUCGCCAUGGUUACAAGCUCCAGAACUACACCUGUACAGAUGUAGAUGAGUGUGCUGAGCCGUCUCAAUGUCCUGGACAGAUGUGUGUGAACUCUGUGGGAUCCUACAGGUGUGUGUCGUGUCGUCCAGGAUACACACUGGUCAACAGGAAGUGCACAGAUGUUGAUGAGUGUGUGAGCGGCAGGGCGUGUGAAGCAGACCGGCUGUGUGUGAACACGAUUGGCUCGUUCAGGUGCGAAUGUCUGCCCGGCUAUCGGACCUCCGGCCUGGGGAGGCAGUGCAGAGACAUAAACGAGUGUUUGGAGGGCAACUUCUGCUUCUCCAGAGGAGAGUGUAUGAACACACCUGGAUCCUACAUGUGUGUGUGUUCACGGGGUUUCACACUGAGCGACAACAGGACGGCCUGCAUCGAUAUAGAUGAGUGUGUGAAGUUGGGUGUGUGUUCAGACGGUCGCUGCGUGAACACUGAAGGCUCCUUCCAGUGUGAGUGCAAAACCGGCUUCACCGCCAACCCUGAGAAGACCGCCUGUCUCGAUGUUGACGAGUGUGUCUCCUCUGGUGGUUCGGUUUGUGGGUCGCAGCGAUGCGAGAACACGAUUGGUUCAUAUCGCUGCCUCGCUUCAUGUGAGCCUGGCUUUAAGGUGACCCCCGACGGCAGCUGUGCAGAUGAGGAUGAGUGUGUGUCCCUGCCGGGUGUGUGCGGUUCGGCUCACUGUGAGAAUGUCAGGGGAAGCUUCAGAUGUAAAUGUGACAGAGCCGGAGAGGAGUUCGAGACCGGAACCCGACGGUGUGUCAGCACUGCACCGCCAGCUGGAGAGAAGAUGUCUAUCAACCACCACCCCUCUUCUCCUGCCUCAUCUCCUUCCUCCUCCUUCCAUGUCAGCAUGGUGGAGCUGCCCCCAGUGCCGGCCCCUCUCCCCGCAGCCCGUCCUGGUGAGCUGAGGGAGUGUUACUACAACCUGGCUGAUCAGGGGACCUGCAACCUCCUGGCCACCAACACCAGCCAGCAGGAGUGCUGCUGCACAGUGGGGGAGGGCUGGGGGCUGGGUUGCCAGUACCACACCUGUCCUCCUGUGGACACAGCCGAGUUUCUGUCUCUGUGUCCGAGUGGGAUAGGAUACAUCACCGCAGGACCGGGAGCCUUUAGCUACAGAGAUGUGGAUGAGUGCAAGCGUUUUCAGCCAGAGGUGUGUAAGAACGGAGUGUGUGUCAACAACAUCCCUGGAUACAGCUGCUACUGCUCCAGCGGAUAUGUUUACAACAGAACGCUGCUGGAGUGUGUGGAUCAUGACGAGUGUGAGGAGGAGAGCUGUGUAGGAGGAGUUUGUGUCAACACGGUUGGUUCGUAUUACUGUAGCUGUACUCCUCCUCUGGUGCUGGAUGAUACUCAGAGAAACUGUGUCAACUCCUCCCUCCUCACCGUGGAUGAAAACUUGUCGGUGUGCUGGCAGCAUGUCAGUGCAGACCUGCUGUGUCAGAGUCCUCUACUCGGAGCUCAGGUCACCUUCAUCGACUGCUGUUGUUUGUUCGGGGAGGGCUGGGGGAUGGGCUGUGCCCUCUGUCCCUCCACCGACUCUGAAGUCUACGUCAACCUGUGCAGCUCGUUUUCUUCUUCAGUGUUCCCGGAGAGCUUUCCGGACUCGAGAUUGAGACCAGGACCAGGACCAGGACCAGGACGAGGGGCUCUUCCAUACAGUCCGGACUUCUUCCCUCCUCCGCUGGUUCCCAGCAGAGACCUCAGUCCCACCGACUACGAUGAUUAUUCUCCUGCAGGAGGCAGCAGGUCCGGCUUUAGAGGGAGGACACCGGCCUCCUUCAGCCAGCCGGAUGGACCCUAUGGAGGGUCUGAGUACAGUAACAGCUACUACUCUGAAGGAGACUACGGCUCCCCUGAUGUCUCCCCAGCCAGGACUCCCUCCUUCCGUCUACCCCCAGACCCGCGAUCUGAGAUCACAUACGGAGCCCGGCCUUUUCCUCCUUCCCAGCCCGAGCUGCCUCCUCUCAGCCUGGCUCCACUGCCCGGAUCUCCCUACGAGGACCAGGAGGAGGAGGAGGAGGAGGACAGGACGUGGAGGCCGGGCCCUCCAUUUCCCCCCUUCACCGACAGGAGCAGAGUAGGAGGAGGAGCACCGAGGAGGGUUUAUGAGAGGCCUUACGAGUCGUACGGCGGCCUGAGUGCCGCAGAGGAUUGUGGGAUUCUGCACGGCUGUGAGAACGGCAGGUGCAUCCGUGUUAUGGAGGGUUACACCUGCGACUGUUACCAAGGAUACGAGCUGGACAUGACCUCUAUGACCUGUGUUGAUAUAAACGAGUGUGAGGACAGCAUCAGCGUGGAGUUUCCAUGCGUGAACGCUCGCUGCGUGAACACUGCCGGCUCGUUCCGAUGCGUCUGCAGGAGAGGAUACGUCCUGUCCCGCAGACAAAAUUACUGUGUCGCUGCUUAGACCAGACGGACUGGACUGGGCUGAGAUCCAUUAGACCAGUACAUAGACUGGACCGCACAGUGGCACGCUAAACUGGCUUCAUUACUGGACCACAUAUGAUAAACUAAACUUAACCAGGUAAAAGAUGUACUGGACUAAAAUACUCUAUUGUCUUUGAUUGCACUAAACUGGGCAAGGCUAGACUGGGUUACCUUCCACAGCUUCUAUCCCCACCAGCUGAAAUAAAAAAGUUCAACAUGCACAUCUAUAAAUCAUGUCCUCUUAUGAGACACUUUAGUUUUGCCAGUUUUCUGCCCACUUGUGCUUGUUUUUUCUGGAACUGGGCAGCUACAUUUUGUAUUUUGGCUAUUUUUCAGGAAGCGUGUUAGUUGGGUUAGCAAUGGUUACAAGAAACGAUGGUAAUUUGGUUAUUUAGAUGUAGUUUUCUGCUGAUUAACACAAUCAUCAGCUGUUGGAGCCUAAUUUCUUCAGCUCAUUGUAUCAGUAAAAUUUAAAAAUGCAAAAAAUCAAAUUUUUUCAAGUUAAACAUCCUUUAGAAAGAGGUGAUAAUUCAAACCUGGGAAAGACGUUAGAGAAUUACGGCCUGUUAUGGCCCUUUCCCACUAGUACACACUUAGCCCUACCUUACCUACCGACACCACACCACCCUGGUUUCGAUUGUUCCCAUUACAACAGAGGGCAGCUGAGUCUACUUUCAGUGUGGGCGGGGUCAUCUUAUCAAGGCGGCUAGUAAGUAUUGUAAAGUCAUUUGUUUCGAGUUGUGCCCAGCUCGCUUUGAAUUUUUUCGUCGGCUAACAAACACAAAAAGGUCUUCACCUCUGUGUCGGACCAUGGGGACUGUUUUUAAAACAUCAUCUCUGCUGCUGCCGCCGCCAGUGUUGUUAUCCUCAGUCGCAGCUUCAGGGUGUAAAGAUGGCAGGGUCAGGAGUUGCUCUCAUGACUCCUCCCAUGAUGUCAAAUUCUAGCCAACAGUGGUCUGCUAUCUCGACACGUCACAAUUUUUAGCCCAGCUUCACACCUUCAGAAACCCGACGGAGUAUAAAAAGCUAAAAAUGUAUCUACUAGUCCUGGGAAAAUCCUGAUGGGAACACCUAGAAAUCGGGAGGGGUGGUGUUGGUACUAGUGUGAAAGGGCCAUAAGUGUUUCAGAUCAGGCUGUAAACGCUGAUGCAGUAUGCAGUGUAAUCCAGCAGAGGGCGCUCUGGUAACUGUUUGACAUACUACAUACCCUGUUGACCUCUCAGUUAAAUAAGCUAACGUUGCCAUGAAAAUGGAACAAACAAGCAAAGA